Messenger RNA from Ruditapes philippinarum (Manila clam), 7991 nucleotides. RefSeq lists its product as uncharacterized. The record is from RefSeq and is a predicted model, not a curated record. Bases 17 to 3337 code for a protein of 1106 amino acids. The transcript has 2 exons. Gene Ontology annotation, molecular function: ATP hydrolysis activity. NCBI's taxonomy places the organism in Eukaryota, Metazoa, Mollusca, Bivalvia, Venerida, Veneridae.
GUGGAGGUUAAAACAAAUGUCUGAAAUGUUCACAUAUAAUGGAGUUCCCCAAAAAUCUGUGUAUAUUCUAGGAGAUGCAGGGUCAGGAAAAACUAGUUUUUGUAAAAUACCUGGUCAACUGUUGGUGUUUUUGGCACAUAGUGAGCAACAAGAAGCUAACAGUGAAAAUGAGGACCAUGGGGGUGGAAAUGAAAAACAUGGAGGUGACAAUGAAGAACAUGAAGGUGAUAAUGAAGAACAUGUUGGUGAUAAUGAAGAACAUGGAGGUUACAAUGAAGAACAUGUAGGUGAUAAUAAAGGACAUGGAGGUGAUAAUGAAAAUGAAGCUGACUAUAAAAAUGAGGAGCAUUGGGGCAGAAAUGAAAAACAUGGAGGCGACAAUGAAGAACAUGGAGGUGAAAAUAAAGAACAUGACAGUGAUAAUGAAGAACAUGGGGUAGAUAAUGUAAAUGAAGGUGGCAAUGAAAAUGAAGCUGACAAUAAAAAUGAGCAUGAGGGCGGAAAUGAAAAACAUGGACGUAAUAAUGAAGAACAUGGAGAUGAUAAUAAGAAACAUGAAAAUGAAAAAGAAAGUGAAGAUAGCAGUGGGAAAUAUAGAAAUGAUGGUAAAAAUGAAGGUGGCAAUGACAAGCAUGGAGGUGACACUGAAGAACAUGAAAAACAUGGAGGUGGCAAUCAAAAUGAAGGUGGUGAUGAGAAACAUAAAGAACAUGGAAGUGACAUUGUAAAUGAAGAGGUAAACGAGGAACAUGGAGGAGAUAAUGAAAACGAAAGACACAUGGGUGGCAUUAAGAAACAUGGAAGUGACCGUGAUGACAUUCAGGGUGAAAGUAAUGACGUAGCAAACUCUGAAUUAUACAGUGAUGACUCUGAUGGUGACUUGACAGACUCUGAAUCCGACAGUGAUGACUAUGAAUAUGACAAUAAAAGUUAUGAACUUAAAUUCAAUGGUGUAAAAGAGCUGAAAAGAUUUGAUUUUUUAUUUUACAUCCCUCUUAGACAGUAUCAAAACAUUAACACUAUUGAUGAAAUGCUUCAACAACGUUAUCAAAUGAAAAUGUUAAACACACUUCUUGAAGAAGAAUCUUCUAGAGUUAUCAUUUUGCUUGAUGGCUUAGAUGAAUGGUCAUCUGAAAAUGUCCCAAAACAUAGCAUCUUUAAGAAGUACACAAUAGUAACUACUUCACGGCCAUGGAAAUUUCAUACAUUAAGAUCAAGUGAUGUGGAGAUCGAACAGUCACUGAAACUGAAUGGGUUUGAUUUUAGAUGUGAAAGAGAAAUGGUAUAUAGGACAGUCUCACAAUUAAAUGUUAGAAGACAAGCUAAUAAAGAAGAUAGAGAUUGUAGGAAAAAGCUCAAAGAAGAGUCUCUGAAAAGUUUAAAACAGGUACCAAUUAUGCUGCAACAACUGAUAUGUCUAUGGUUUGAUGGUAAACUUGAUAAAACCUCAAGAUGUGCCAUCUACACUAGUAUGUUAGAAUUAUUCUUCACCUGGAAUGACAUGAAAACUAAAGGAACAAGUACUCGACUCAUGAAGGGUACCCAGAAAGUAAACCUCCCUCAAUAUUUAGCAGAUAAAACCAAAUUAAGUUUCAACAGACAUUUUAUUCAUGAAUUGUCACAGUUGGCUUUUGAGACACUAUUUAAUUGUCCUAAGAAUAAGUCCUUGUCAUUUGACAUUUGUAUCUUUGAUGAACUAGAAAUAUCAGAUGAAAUAAGAGAAAAUUGCUUGAAACUUGGAAUAAUUACAGAAGAUGAAUGCUCGAGUUUGUCUGUAUCAGAACCACCAAGCUCAUUGUUCUCUUUUAUUCACAAAUCAAUGCAAGAAUUUCUUGCUGCUGUGUAUAUUGAUAUCAAUUUCAAUACAAAAAUUGGUGCAUCAGGUAGUACAGGAUAUGUUGAAUUAGCCAAAAAGUUUAUUUAUGAGGUUUUUCAGAAAUGUUCAACAGUAAAUGACAUAUUAGAGCAGUCAAAUGUUGUCAUUAUGCUAUGUGGUCUAGAACCUAGAUUAGCAACACAUUUUUCAAAAUACAUAUAUGAUACUGUGUCAGAAGACUCUCAUGUACAGGAAUACAGGAGAACAAUAAGUAAUGACUAUUAUAGGGUUGAUAGUUGUAUUACUGAUAUUCAAAAGCUUCUUAUUGGGUUAAUAGAAGAAUCAAAUGCAACAUGUAGUGUAGGAAGUAAUCCUGUGUUUUAUAUAGGAGAUUUGACCAUUUAUUCAUUCAAUCAGUAUUGUGAUAUUGUUUUUUCAAGUAUUGAUCAGCAUCAAAUCCUUCCUGAUUCUGUUCUGUCUAUUAAUGUAGAUCUAGAUGACAUCAACACAAAAAAUGUUAAAUUUACAAAAUAUUUACCAAUGUUUCAUCAUCUUGAAAAAAUUGUGAUAACAUUAGAAAGUUUAUCAAGUAGACAGAGUAAUGAACAGAGGAUUGAUGAGAUAAACAAUUGUGUUUCUGAGACAAUAAAAGUAAAUACUUUAACAUUAAAAUCUCUGUCUCUCCAAAAUAAUGCCCUUUUCACUGACAAUUAUUACCCACUGGGUAAAACAGUUGUUAGUAACCUACCUAGUAUGGUCAAUCUUGUAGCAAUAAGAAUGAGUUGCAUAAAAAUGAGUCAUGAUGAUACUACUACAUUCUGUAAUUUUUUUGAGGGAACCAGUCAUCUUGAACAAAUUUAUCUUAGCUAUGUUUAUUGUGAAUGUCAUAACCAGCAUGAUGUAAAUUUAUCAAAACAUCAACAACUUCAUUACCUUGAUUUGAAUUAUACUGUUAGAGUGAUAGAUGUUGAUACUACAAACCUUGAAAUAUUUAAAUUUAGUCUGUUGAAAGAUAGUAGUUAUGAGCAAAUAUUUGAUAUUAUUAAAAAAUCUUACAAAUUAAAAGAACUUGUGUUGUAUGAUGAUGAGUCCAGUAAAUCUCAUUUAUAUCAUGACAACAUAACACAAAGGCUAGUCAGUGUAUUACCAUUGUUACACAAUCUCAGUAAGCUUAAGUUACAGUAUUGUAGGUUUACUGACAAUAUAAUACAGUUACCUUUAGAGAUGAAGAGUUUAAAGGACAUUAAGCUUGUUACGGUAAUAAUGAGUUUGACAACAUGGCAGAAGUUUGUUGAUAGUCUUCCUAGAAUUCCCCAUACUGUAGAUGUGAGUUUAAAUCGAUGUUAUAUAAAAGGAGAUGGUGAGGAGUGUAAUGAUGAUAUGUUCACAUUGAUAAUACAAGGACUUAAAGGAGGGAAGGGAAAUGAUGCUAUACAGCAUGUAAAAAAUCAGCAUCAGUUAUUUCAUGUUCAUGUUAAAAGUGAUGAUGUAUUAUUUUUUAAUUUUUCAACAAAAAGGUGAUAUACAUGUAAUAUACAUGUUAAGCAUGAUGAUUACUUUGGUUUGAAUUUUCAACAAAAAAGUGAUAAAGUAUACAAGUAGUUAACUUAGUGUUUAAACUUAAUUAGUGCAUGCUAAAAGUGAUGAUAAAUGUGGUGUAUUUUUUUUCAUUUUCUACAAAAAAAUAUGGUUUGAAUUUUUAACAUAGUGAUAUAGGAUACUUGCAGUUUAAACUGAAUUAAUUUAUGUUAAAAGGACAUGAAUUUAUUUCUAAAAUGAUACUUAUGACAAGUUAAAUAUUUACAUAUUGUUGUACAGUUAAAGAAUGAAUAUUAUCACAUAAACCGCGACGCAGGAGUGUAAUCAAGCCAUUUAAUAAAACAAUAUUACACUUGUGUAAUAACACUUUGAUGUGACGUCAUUCGCUCUAUAUAGAAACAUACCAUAAAAACGAGUGUUACAGUAUGGGCGCAUCAUUGAAAAAUUACUCAUUUUAACAGUUUACUGUUCUUAAUUUAUUUAUGUGAUAAAUAGAAUAUUAUAUUCAUGUAGAUUCAAUACUAGAUUUAUUGAACAAUAUUAUGCUCGCCAAAGGCUCACAAUAUGAUUUUAUUCAACUCGUUCAAUAAAUUUAGUAAUAAACUACACUCAUUCAAUAUCCUCUGUUUAUACAUUAUGAUAGAAUAUAUAUCAUGUGAAAUAUUUUGUUGUUUAAUAUUGAUUUCUUGUCAUUUUAACAAAAUGUAUUUAUAAUAUUGAAAUUGAAGAAAGUAAUAUGCCAAUUGUGUUUAUAAAUAUAUAAAUAAAUUGAAAGAAAUGCGGUGAAAUAUUAUAGAUAUAUUGAUCUUAGUAAGGGUAAAGGUUAUUUUUUAAGAUCAGGUAUAGUUUGUGAAAAAAAAACUGAUUUGAAAAAAGUAAUGUUCUAAUUAUAAAUACAAAAUAGAUAUGUAAAUAAACAAGUGUAUAAAUAAUUAAUAAGUUAAUUUAAUAGAAAUAUCAUAAAACAAAUGUUUAAUGUACAAGGUCAGAAAAAGAAAAAGAGUAAUGUAACAUGCAAAUACAAGUUAUAUGAUAUAUAAGACAAGGGGAUAGUAUAAAUAAAUACCAGUUUUGGAAUAUAUAGGACAGGAAAAUGGUAUAAAAAUACAAGUUAUAUGAAAUAUAGGAAAAGGGAAUGGUAUAAAAAGUACCAGUUAUUUGAUAUAUUGGACUAGGGAUUGGUAUAUAAAUGAAUACCGGUUAUAUGAUAUUAAGGACAAGAGAAUGGUAUAUAUAAAUACCAAUUAUAUGACAAGGGAGUGGUAUAUAUGAGUAUCAGUUAUAUGAUAUACAGGACAUUUGAAUGGUAUAUAUGAAUACCAGUUUUAUGAAAUAUAAGAUAGGGGAAUAGUUUAUAUAAAUUACAGUGAUAAUAUAUAUAGGACUAGUGAAUGUUAUAUAUGAAUACCAGUUAUAUGAUAUAUUGGACAAGGGGAUGUAAUAUGUAAAUACUAGUUAUAUGGAUGUAGAAGUGAGCACCGUAAAAAUACUAGUUAUAUGAAUGUAGAAGUGAAUGUCUGUGAAAAUACCAGUUAUAUGAAUGUAAGUGUAGUGAAUCUUCUAUAAAAAUUACAGUUAUAUGAUAUAUAUGACAAGGAUAUGGUAUAUAUAAAUAUCUGUGAUAUAUGAUAUAUAGGACAGGGAAACUGUAUAUUUUAUUACCAGUGAUAUGAUGUACAUGUAUAGAAUUAUAUGACAAAUAGGACAGUAAUUGGUAUAUAUAUUUUUUUUUUUCCAUUGAGAUGAGAAACAUUUACCUGUUUUAUUUAAGAGAUUCCUUCAUUAUUUGUUUUAUGUUGUAAAUAUGGAAAAAAAGUUAUAUUUACUAAAAAUCAUGCAAGGCAAUUGAUGUGUACAAGUUUAUACUUUUAGUUAAUAUAACUCAAUUUAGUGAAAGGAUCUCCACUGAGAUCUUUUGACAAGAUAGGAUGGGAAUUGUAUUUUUCGAGGUCUCAUACUAUUUGAUAAAAAUCUAUUUCAAUGACUUGUGUGCAAACUUUCAGAUCAUUUCCUCACUUUUUUUUUUCUAAAAUACUAGUAAUCAUUUAAGCUGGACUAUUCAAAGACUAAGGAGAGCUACUUAAUUAUCCAAGUGUAUAAAUCGGCAUCACACUGGUUGAAUUUCUGCUUGCAAGUUAGUAUCUAAAACUUCUAAACUUGAAGGAAAUGGGCUGAGAUGCUUGAUUUCUGUGGUCAUCUAACAUGAUAAACACAAGUUCUUUAACUCUGAUUUGCCUUUUUGCAUAUCUAUGUGCCCUUUUCACCUUGAAUUUCAUGGUUAAGCUUGUGCAUGUAACUUGGUAUCUCCAUAACUACAGAUGGGGAUGGAUUGGAACUUUAGGCUCAUAUUUGAGUGCAUAAUAGGUCACUGUCCAAGGAACUUUACUAAGACAUGGAUUUUGACAGAAUUAUUGCCCUUUGAAAAAGGCGACAUAUAGUGAUUACUUCUGUCGGCGGUAACAGCAACGGUCCAUAAGGCUUGUUCACACUAUAACUCAGAUUGACUUCAAACUUGGUAUGCCUGCUUCUUUCAAUGGCCAGAACUGCAGUGCAUCUUCUUAUCUUUUUGAGUAAUUGUCCCUUUGUUAAUUUUAAUACUUAAUUUUUGUCCGGGCCAUUUCUCCUAAACAAUGAAAAAUAUGGACGUAAAACUUCAUAGGAUAAUAGAUCUCAUUAAGAAGAAGUGCAGUGCACAAAAACCGGUCUCUGCACUUCUUUAUUUUUCAGUUAUUGCCCUUUGUAAAUUCUCAUAAAUUAUUUUUGUCAAAACCAUUUUCUCCUAAACUGUAAAACCUAUCAAUUUGAAACUUCAUAGGAUUAUAUAUCUCAUUGAGGAGAAGUGCAAUGCACAAGAAUCAGUACCCUGUACUCCAUGGUCUUUGAGUUAUUGCCAUUUGUUAAUUUUCAUACUUAAUAGGCUUGUCCAGAGCCUUAUUUGGUCCUUGGUUAAGUUUGAUUGACUCCAAAUUUAGUAUGCAACUCUUUUUCAUUGAUCUUAAGUGCAGUGCUUAAGAAUCCAUCACUUAGUCCUCCAUUUGAUUUUUUCCACGGUACUGUAUGUGUAUUUGAAAUUACAAAAGCAAAUUUUUAUUUUAGCAGAAAGGUCCACUUUUUGGGCCUUUGCAAAUAUUCGCGAUAUUUUGAAUACAAUAUCCUCUAUCAACCCGACAGCCAUUCAUUAUGAACUUAGUUAUUAUCAUAAUAAAGAAUAAAUAUUCAUUACAGAAGUCUAUAUUUAUUUAAACUGAUUACUAUAUUUGAGUAAAACGAUCAUACAUUUGGGUUGUUUAUUGGCUAAUUAAACUUGUUGUCACAAUUUUGUACCAUGUAAACAAUGUUACACAUAUUUGUAACAUGAAAUGUUUAUUGAAUGUAUCCAGUACAAAUAUGUACAGUCACAUGUUAUUAGAUGUUUAUUGUAUACUAUAACAAUAUAUAAAUGCCUAUGUAAUUCUUCAAUUGGUUACACAAGUUAGAUUUAAAGGCCCAUUAAGCCUAAAAAUGCUAUCACUUUUAUUUUUGAAAAACAUUUUAUCAUUGGCGAUAUAUCUGAGCCAUCUCUUUUUGCAUUUCAGCAACUAGUACAGUAAUGAUGAAUAAGUAUUUAAUAUGGAAGUCAAAUAACAAUUUUGUUUACAUUUUGCUACCCUAAUCAUAUUUUCUUGUCAAACUCAAUAUUUUGUCAGUUGUCAGGUGAUAAGAAUAUCACAUGUUCUAAAUCUAUUAUAACAACAUUAUAAAACACAUAUUUGCCUAUUUUACAAAAGUAAAAAUCUAUUCAUUUCUGAGGCGUUAUGUGCCUUAAAAUGUUUCAUGUAUAUGUAGAGUAAAUUCAUUUGCAUAUAAGUAAACAUAUAUAUGAAGAUGAAAUUAAUUGUUUGCUAGGUAUAUGAAUGUUUAUGUUUAUUUUAUGUUAUGUAUUACAAGCACAUGCAUCGGACAUGUUUGUUUGUGACUUGAAAUUUGAAUAUAUAAUUCUAGUACAGUUUUAUAUAUGUAAUUAUAUGAUAACAGAUCUAUAUUGACUAUGUUUAUGCUUAAAACAGUUAUAGUUUAGAUAAUUUAAUGCUUGAAUAUGUAAUGUCAAUUGAUUAUAAUUUCUUAAAAUUGAAAAUGUUCAUUGCCAGCAGUAUUCAGUAGAUCUAUAUGUUAUUAUGUUACCAUAUAACUUGUCGGAGUGAACUAAACAAUCUUGAAACUGUUACAACUAUUCUAUUCACUUGAUAUGGAACUUUAAUUAUUUAUUGAAAUUAGCUUGCUUCAAUAAAGAAUUGGAUGUUAAUAAGUAACUUAAGACUUCAGACAUUGAUUGAUUGAUAUUUUGUCUUAUAAAUUGUAUUGUCUCCUAUUUUUUAAGGUUUAAAAGUUUAAAUAUCGUCAGAAUGGAUACAACAGAUCCAUCAAAUGAAUUUAUCCAACAAUAGCUGCAUGUAUAUCAGUAUAGGAAAAUGUUAACAAAAUAUAAGCAAUAUAUAUAAAUUUAUAUGUCAUGGAAGCUUUAUUUUAUAGAAAGCAUUGUUGUUUUGCUGAUUUUGUUAUUAUUAUGUAGGAUUAUACUUAAAAGAUAAAAUAAAGUUGUUUGAUUGGUUUUGAUAGCAUGAAUGUGUGACUUCUCAUAAUAAAGAGUUGUACAGAA